AUGUUGACUUUGAAGCUGGCAGAACUUCAAGUGGGUUACACUACCAUUGCUCUUGAAUUCUCAAUCACCGGAAAGGUCCCAGCCCAGAUAACCAACGAAAUACCAAACCCGUUACCAUUCACUCCACCUGCUAAGCUAAGGAUCAUCCGGCGCUGUACCCUUUUUCUUUCAGACCCCAGCCAGAACUAUCGACUACCGCAGUUGUCCACAACGUACGACUUGUUUGCAUUGAGACCUACCACAGAGAAGGCUCUCCAAUUAGCAUGUUAUUCCUUAGAGUGCGACCUUAUAUCAUUGGACUUUAGCAUCCGACAUCCUUUCUACUUUCCAAUCAAAACAAUCAAGUCUGCUCUUGAACGAGGCAUAAAGUUUGAAAUAUGCUAUGGGCCAGGCGUGCUCAAUGCUGAUGGCGGCGCCUCCAGAAGAAACCUGAUCAGCAAUGCUACGCAAUUGAUUCGUGCCACACGUGGCAAAGGCAUUGUUAUCAGCAGCGAAGCGAAGGAAGCAUUGGCGUGUCGCAGUCCUGCAGACAUCAUUAAUCUAGCAGCACUGUGGGGUUUGCCUCAGGAGCGAGGUACAGAGGCAGUGGGGAGAGAAGCUCGUAGUGUCGUAGUCCAGGCCGAGAUGAAAAGACGGAGCUACCGAGGGGUUAUCGAUGUCUUGCACGGAGGAGAAGAGCCUGAAAGAGACCCGGCUUUGGAGAAUUCGAAUGGGAGCGUAGGAAAGAAUAAGAGGAAAGCAGAUACUUUCGAUGAAGAGUCUGCAGUCAUUGCAAACGCACAGAAGCCUCUCUCGAAACGUCAACAGAAGCGUCAAGCUAAGCAAGCUCGGUAA
Bacidia gigantensis is the source of this 834-nucleotide messenger RNA. RefSeq lists its product as uncharacterized. The record is from RefSeq and is a predicted model, not a curated record. Gene Ontology annotation, cellular component: nucleolar ribonuclease P complex. Lineage: Eukaryota; Fungi; Ascomycota; Lecanoromycetes; Lecanorales; Ramalinaceae. Bases 1 to 834 code for a protein of 277 amino acids. The transcript is spliced from 3 exons. Gene Ontology annotation, molecular function: RNA binding. Gene Ontology annotation, biological process: tRNA processing.